AUGGAUUUCACCCAGCUCCGGAACAUCAUCAGCAGAUACUGUGUGGGGGAGGAGAUCUGGGUGGACAGUCGGACGGUGUACAUCGGACAUAAAGAACCUCCUCCGGGAGCUGAGGCCUACAUCCCUCAGCGUUACCCCGACAACCGCAUCGUCUCCUCCAAGUACACCUCCUGGAACUUCAUUCCGAAGAAUUUGUUUGAGCAGUUCAGAAGAAUCGCAAACUUCUACUUCUUGCUCAUAUUUCUGGUCCAGCUUAUCAUCGACACCCCCACCAGCCCAGUCACCAGCGGCCUGCCCCUCUUCUUUGUUAUCACUGUCACCGCAAUAAAACAGGGCUAUGAGGACUGGCUCAGACACAAGGCUGACUGCUCCAUAAACGAGUGUCCGGUGGACGUGGUGCAGCAGGGGAAGGUGGUGAAGACACAGAGUCACAAGCUACGGGUGGGGGACAUCGUCGUGGUGAGGGAGGAUGAGACUUUCCCCUGUGACCUCAUCCUGCUCUCCUCCAGCCGCCAUGAUGGGACCUGCUACGUCACCACUGCCAGCCUUGACGGGGAGUCCAGUCACAAGACCUAUUAUGCCGUACAAGAUACCAUGGCCUUUAGAACGGAGCAGGAGGUGGAUUCGCUACAUGCCACUAUUGAAUGUGAACAACCACAGCCUGACCUCUACAAAUAUGUGGGACGCAUCAAUAUUUACAAGGAAAAAGAAGAGCCUAUGGCUAGACCACUUGGGGCUGAGAAUUUGCUCCUUAGAGGAGCCACACUGAAGAACACACAACAUAUUUAUGCUGUUGCAGUCUACACCGGUAUGGAGACUAAGAUGGCGCUUAAUUACCAGUCUAAAUCUCAGAAGCGCUCCGCUGUAGAAAAGUCGAUGAAUGCCUUUCUGGUAGUGUACCUGUGCAUCUUGAUCAGUAAAGCAGUGAUCAACACCGUUCUGAAAUACGCUUGGCAGUGGUCUCCAGACCGAGACGAGCCCUGGUACAACCACCGGACUGAAAACGAGCGCCAGCGCCACGUGGUGAUCCGAGCAUUCACAGACUUCCUGGCCUUCAUGGUCUUAUUUAACUACAUCAUCCCAGUGUCUAUGUACGUGACGGUGGAGAUGCAGAAAUUCCUGGGUUCUUAUUUCAUCACCUGGGAUGAGGAAAUGUUCGACGAAGAGCUGGGGGAGGGAGCUCAGGUCAACACCUCUGACCUGAAUGAAGAGCUGGGACAGGUGGAGUAUGUGUUUACUGAUAAGACAGGCACUCUCACUGAGAACAACAUGGAGUUUAUUGAAUGCUGCGUCGAUGGGAACGUCUACAUCCCGCAUGCCAUCUGCAACGGCCAAAUCCUCAGCGCUGCUUCCAGUAUAGACAUGAUCGACUCCUCACCUGGAGGAUACAGGAGAGAACACGAGGAUCUGUUUUUCCGGGCGCUGUGCCUGUGUCACACGGUGCAGGUGAAGGAGGAGGAGACGGUGGAUGGCAUCAAGAGGGGCAUCCACCAGGGCAAGCCCACCUCCUUCUACAUCUCCUCCUCACCGGAUGAGGUGGCUUUGGUGGAGGGAAUGAAAAGGCUGGGUUACACCUAUCUGAGACUGAAAGACAACUACAUGGAGAUCCUCAACAAAGACGAUGAGAUUGAAAGAUUUGAGCUCCUCCAUGUUCUGAACUUUGACUCUGUCAGGAGGCGAAUGAGCGUCAUAGUCAAGUCAAGCUCAGGAGAAUACCUGCUGUUUUGUAAGGGGGCAGACUCGUCCAUUUUUCCUCGUGUCGUGUCUGGGAAGGUGGAGCAGGUGAAAGCUCGGGUGGAACAGAAUGCUGUUGAGGGGCUGCGGACUCUGUGUGUCGCUUAUCGAAGACUGUCGCAGUCCGAAUACCAGGAGGCGUGUCAUCACCUGAACGAAGCCAAGCUGGCCCUGCAGGACAGGGAGCAGAGGCUGGCACAGGCCUAUGACAUCAUCGAGAGGGACUUUGUGCUUUUAGGGGCGACGGCAGUGGAGGACAGGCUCCAGGAGAAGGCUGCAGACACCAUCGAGUCGCUGCACAAGGCCGGGAUGAAAGUUUGGGUCCUGACAGGGGACAAGAUGGAGACGGCAGCGGCUACCUGCUACGCCAGCAAGCUGUUCCGCCGCAGCACCCAGAUCCUUGAGCUGACCAAGAAACGCACAGAAGAGCAGAGUCUGCACGAUGUUCUGUUCGAGCUGAACAGGACUGUUCUCAGACAGCGCUCUAUUUCUGGGUUUUCAGUAGACUGCCUCGACUUUGGUCUGAUCAUCGACGGGGCCACUCUGUCUGCAGUACUAAAAUCCCACCAGGAGGGUGCCGGUUCUGGAAACUACAGAGAGAUCUUUUUAGAGAUCUGUCGCAACUGUAGCGCUGUGCUUUGCUGUCGCAUGGCACCGCUGCAGAAAGCACAGAUUGUGAAGCUAAUUAAAGCUUCCAAGGAGCACCCCAUAACCCUCGCUAUCGGCGAUGGGGCCAACGAUGUCAGCAUGAUCUUGGAAGCACAUGUGGGCAUUGGCAUCAUGGGUAAAGAGGGCCGACAGGCGGCAAGGAACAGCGACUAUGCCAUCCCGAAGUUCAAACACCUGAAGAAGAUGCUACUCGUUCACGGCCACUACUAUUACAUCCGUAUCGCUGAACUUGUUCAGUACUUCUUCUACAAGAAUGUAUGCUUCAUCUUCCCUCAGUUCCUGUACCAGUUCUUCUGUGGGUUCUCCCAGCAGCCUCUCUACGACACCGCCUACUUGACGUUGUACAACAUCAGCUUCACCUCACUCCCCAUCCUCCUCUACAGCCUGGUUGAGCAGCACGUCACCAUGGAUAGGCUCAAGAGGGACCCCUCCUUGUACAGGGACAUAGCGAAGAACUCUCUCCUCCGCUGGCCCGUCUUCAUGUAUUGGACGUGCCUGGGCGUGUUUGACGCUGUUAUCUUCUUUUUUGGUGCCUACUUCCUGUUUGACAACACCACCUUCACCAGCAACGGCCAGAUGUUUGGGAACUGGACCUUCGGGACUUUGGUCUUUACUGUGCUGGUCUUCACCGUUACGCUCAAGCUUGCUCUGGACACACACCACUGGACCUGGAUCAAUCACUUUGUCAUCUGGGGGUCACUACUUUUCUACGUUAUUUUCUCUCUCCUCUGGGGAGGCAUCAUUUGGCCCUUCCUGAACUACCAGAGGAUGUACUACGUGUUCAUGCAGAUGCUGUCCAGUGGUCCUGCCUGGCUCAGCAUCAUCCUGCUCAUAACAGUCAGCUUGCUGCCAGAUGUCAUCAAGAAGGUCCUCUGCAGGGCCAUGUGUCCAACAGCCACCGAACGUGCACAGUCCGCUCGCCCGUGCCUUACUGUGGAGCCGUCCACCAUCUUCAUGCUUUCUCAGUCCUCCAGCAGAAUGAGUUUCUGA
Molecule: messenger RNA, 3393 nt
Organism: Anoplopoma fimbria (sablefish)
Lineage: Eukaryota; Metazoa; Chordata; Actinopteri; Perciformes; Anoplopomatidae
Product: phospholipid-transporting ATPase IH-like
Exons: 29
Coding region: 1-3393 (1130 amino acids)
Biological process (GO): phospholipid translocation
Cellular component (GO): plasma membrane; endoplasmic reticulum; recycling endosome
Molecular function (GO): ATP hydrolysis activity; magnesium ion binding; ATP binding
Source: RefSeq, a predicted model, not a curated record